Molecule: messenger RNA, 1752 nt
Organism: Engraulis encrasicolus (European anchovy)
Lineage: Eukaryota; Metazoa; Chordata; Actinopteri; Clupeiformes; Engraulidae
Product: E3 ubiquitin-protein ligase TRIM35-like
Exons: 9
Coding region: 127-1707 (526 amino acids)
Biological process (GO): protein ubiquitination
Cellular component (GO): cytoplasm
Molecular function (GO): protein binding; zinc ion binding; ubiquitin protein ligase activity
Source: RefSeq, a predicted model, not a curated record
CUGAGAAGAGUCUGGGAGAGUGUUUGUGUCUACCUGUGACAGAAGACUAAAAAGUGAUAUCUUCAUGCUAAGACAUCCAUGAAGACUACGUGCUGACAAACAUCCACUCACCAACUGACAUCGACCAUGAUGGCGUCAGCGACCAAGUCGUUCUCGGAGGACGACUUGUCGUGCCCGGUGUGCUGUGACCUCUACAAGGAUCCGCUGCUGCUGCCCUGCACCCACUCCAUCUGCUCCGCCUGCCUCCACCGCUUCUGGGACUCCAGGGCCCCACAGACCCCGGAGUGCCCCGUCUGCCGAUCACCCUGCCCGGGGGACAAGCACCCGCUCAACCUGGCCCUCCGCAACCUCUGCCUCUCCUUCCUGGACGGCCAGGGGCAGGGCCAGGGGCAAGGGGCAGAAGGGGGCACCAACAGCAGUGCUGGAGGUGCAGCAGCAGGGGAGCUGUGUAGUCUUCAUGGUGAGAAGCUGAAGCUGUUUUGUCUGAACGAUAAGCAGCCGGCAUGUGUAGUGUGCCGCGACUCCAACAAACACACACACCACAUCUUCAUACCCGCCGACGAGGCCGGACCACAACUCAAGGAGGCAGUGCGUCUGAAUCUGGAGCCGUUGAGGAGGAAGCUGAAGACCUUUGAGGAGCAAAAAACAAUGCUGGACGACUGCGCUCUCCACAUCAGAGUACAGGCAGAGAAAACAGAGGCUCAGAUCAGAGAGGACUUUGAGAAGCUUCACCUGUUCCUCCGAGACGAAGAGACAGCCAGGAUAGCUGCACUGAGGGAGGAAGAGGUGCAGAGGAGUCGGGUGAUGAAGGAGAAGAUUGAGAAGAUGACCAAGGAUGUCCUGUCCAUCUCCUUCAAGAUCAGCACCAUAGAGGAAGCACUGAGGGCUAAUGACGUCCUAUUCCUGCAGAACUACAAGAACACUCUGGACAGGGCCCAGUGUACACUGCAGGAUCCAGAGAGGCUUUCAGGAGCUCUGAUCAAUGUGGCAAAGCACCUGGGCAACCUGAAGUUCAGAGUCUGGGAGAAGAUGCAAGGGAUUGCUCAAUACACUCCAGUGAUCCUGGACCCGAACACAGCACACCCCCACCUCCUGCUGUCCCCUGACCUGCUGAGUGUGCAUGCCAUUGGGGAGAGGCAGCCCCUGCCCCCCAUCCCCCAACGCCCAGACCUGGACCCCAGCAUACUGGGACACCAAGCACUGGGACCAGGGAUGCACAGUUGGGAGGUUGAGGUCCCCAGCCAGGGAGACUGGCUGCUGGGGGUGUUGUCAGAGUCUGCCCAGAGGAGAGGUGACGUGCACGGGCGUGCUGGGGCCUGGUACCUGGGGCACAUGGGGGGCACCUACAGCUCCAGCGCCACUCCCCAACCCCCGACCCUGCUCACCCUGCCACAGCCGCCCCGCACUGUGCGCAUCCAGCUGGACUGGGACAAGGGAAAGGUGUCCUUCUCCGACCCCGAGCACAACACCCACCUCCACACGUUCAGGCACGCCUUCGCAGAGAGGCUGUUUCCAUACUUCAACGUUGGGCUCUCGCCUCUCAGGAUCCUGCCCACCAAGACAGACGUGGAAUCACACAGCCCCACACACACUCUGGCUAAUGCUCCUGCGCCGCAAACACAUGCACCACUGCAGAGGAGGACGGAGAAGAGGAUCACAGACAAGUUCAGACGCAAGAGCUCCUCAUCUAGUACACUCACUGAGUAGAUAGAUAGGUGGAUAGACAGACAGACAGACAGACAGACAGACAGA